Messenger RNA from Exaiptasia diaphana, 1251 nucleotides. Its product is annotated as cuticle collagen 14. NCBI's taxonomy places the organism in Eukaryota, Metazoa, Cnidaria, Anthozoa, Actiniaria, Aiptasiidae. The record is from RefSeq and is a predicted model, not a curated record. The coding region runs from base 141 to 596 and encodes 151 amino acids. The transcript is spliced from 3 exons.
UUGUUUCGGUCUUAUCUCGACAAGACUAGCGCGCAAGGUCAUCUGCCGACAAGUCUUGCAUACUACAAAGAAAUCUCAUGUCUCUUGCUGAUAUUCUCCAUUGAAGCGAUUUUCAGAUAGAUAUUGACAUUACUUUUAUCAUGAAAAUCUUGGGCGUAGUGCUUGUUGCUGUCUUCGUUGUUGUGCAAGAGAAUUGCUUGGGAUUUCCUCAGAACACUUACUGGCUACAGGGUCCACCGGGACCCCCAGGACCUCCUGGACCACCCGGGCCAGCGGGUCCCCCUGGCCCUCCUGGCCCUGAAGGACCACCUGGAAGACCCGGAGACGCUGGUCCUCCAGGAAGUCCUGGAAAAGAUGGCAAACGAGGUUUAGGAGGUCCACCUGGUCUUACUGGUUUGCCAGGACGACCAGGUAGGAACGGUCGAGCAGGAAGGAAUGGAAACCCUGGUAAGGAUGGUCGCAGGGGAAGGAUAGGACAGACUGGUCGGCGUGGUGCCAUUGGACCAGCAGGACCCCCGGGACUACCCGGUCCAGCAGGACCMCAAGGACUACCCGGWAUUCCAGGACAGAAAGUCGUGAUUUCUCAAGUUGGAUAAGAAACAACUUUGGACAAUUCAUUUUGUAUAAUUAAUUAUUGAAAUGCAUAUAGUUUUUUAAGAUAUACACCACACCUCAGUCUUAAUCAAUAUACAACUCAAUCACAGAACGUUUCAUGUUCGUUCAGCAUAGAUGUCAGUAGUAUAUAUGGUGCAWUCUACGCCAAAYAAAGGGUUUGGGUCAAGMGUUGAUCCUGUAUGCUUGGGCUUCCUGUGUCAGCCAUURAUUCAUUAUUCAUACCAGCUCCACGUCGUUGCACUUCAGCCAAACAAUCCACACUUGAUGAGAUCUUUUCAAGAAAUGACUAAUUUUGGUAAUAAUAAUUGAGUAAUGAUGGCGUGCAAGUUUGCAUUCGAGAAAAAUGCAUACUCUUAGGUCUAAAACUGAUAUUGUGACUGACAACAGCUAAGAACCCAUAGAAUAAGCCACUUUUGAUAUUUUGGUUGACUACCUGCCCAUGAAAGAAAUAGAAGACGAGGCUCCGGGAAAACAAAAGGAUUAGCUAUUGUUUUCAAUUAUUUGGUGCAUUUAUGGUUGGUCAAAAUAUCGAAAGUGGACCUUACACGCUUUUACAAAUGACGUAAUUCUUAUAAGCAUGUUUAAUAAAUACAGCUAUUAAAAUAGAGCGAGAAAUAUUGCAAGUUAAAAACCCAA